This is a messenger RNA of Diabrotica balteata, 680 nucleotides long. NCBI's taxonomy places the organism in Eukaryota, Metazoa, Arthropoda, Insecta, Coleoptera, Chrysomelidae. The record is from the annotation of a GenBank genome assembly.
GAUUUUGUUAGAAGGAUUGUAAGAAAUUAGAUUGAUUACAUGCUCAUAAAUAAAAGGUAUAAGAACAGCUGUACAUAUGUCAAAACAUACUCGGGGGCAGACAUAAAUUCUGAUCAUAUACCAGUUGUAGGUAAUUUCAAAGUCAGAGUGAAGAAGGUUACAAGUAAGUCAAUGAAGAAGUAUGAUGUUAGAAAACUGAAAGCUCCCAAUGUUAGACUGAAGGUGAGUGAAAACCACAAUUUAAAGUUGCUAAAAUGCAGAAAUGCAGGAACUAUAGAGAAAAGUCUAACCAUCGUACAAGGAACAGUGACAAAAAUAAAAGAACAACACCUGAAGAAAGAUACAGAGAAACUGAAAUCGUGGAUGACCAAUGAAAUACUUGAACUUAUGGAUCAGAGAAACAAACAAAGAAAAUCUCCAAGAAUAUAAUAAUAUAAUAUAAGAUUAAACAACAGAACAAUGUCAAGAAAUAGAGGAAUUAAACAACAGAACAAUGUCAAGAAAUAGAGGAGUAUCAGAGUCGAUAUGAUAACUUCAAUGUCCAUCGAAAGAUGAAGGAAAUAGCUGGGAAGUUCCGCAAACGCAACAGAGGAAAAAUAAUAGAUGAUGAAGGCAAUUUUGCCAUAAACAAAGAAGAUAAAGUGUGUGAAGAAUUCUUGGAGAAACUUUUUCACGAACUU